UUAUACCUAUAAUAUCACCUUUAUAAAUAACAAAUACCUCUAUACUCAUCUUUAUUUUUAUUUUGUUUAUAAAUAAAUUUCUAUUUGUUUAUAACUUAAUUUGUUUUGCUUACUUAUUCAGUGAAGUUCUCUAAAAGUGGUAUCUGAUUAGGGGGAGUGAAAUAAUAGUCGAGAGGCUAAACUGUAGGAAUCCGGUGCUCCACCCUAUAGAGCUUAGGUCAGGACAAAGCCUAAGAGGGCAGGGGGCGCUACACAAAUUGGGGGCUCGUCCGGGAUACACUCUCACCUUUUCCUGAUACCCUAAGAAGAGUAAAUUAAACACCUUAAUACACGUUAAGAACACUGAAGAGGAAAAACUGACACCAUCCUGUAACUAACUGAUUAUUAUUGAGAAAUGUCUUUCAGAAGUGACCCACAACUGCAGAGUGAACUUCUUGAGUGGUGCAGAGAAGCAGUAAUCGACCCAGCUCAUGCGUUGUUGCUGACAGGAGUACCACAAAACACUGAGACUGCUUGCAUUGAAAAAGUGGCCGAGAGUGUGAAGCUUUUUGGACGAGUACGGGUUCGAGACUCAAAAUGUGGAGCCACUCCGACAACUCUGUUAGUGCUGUGUGAAUGCAGAGAAGUUGUAGAUCCCACUAAUUGCCCUGAGGAAUUGCAUCCUACAGAUGGUGAGGAAGCCUGGAUGAUUAUCUUAGCUACGGAAAGAGAAUCAGCUCAUGUUGCUCCAGCAGAGUUUGCUGACAAGCUCUCCAAGUUUCUGAAGGAUGAAGGCAAGUCUAUGACUGAUGUACAUGCUCUAUUUUCUCCACAGAAUGCAAAUCCCAGUUCACCUGAGUCAAUAAUUCGUGCAGUGGGUGAAAUUCUUGAAAAAACAGUAAGACCAUCGAGUGAUGGAAGUGCCUACCGUCGUUUACGUACCUUCUCUGGUAUUGUUCCAACCCCUGUAGGAGAAGAAACUAUGGAUCACUGGAUUGAACAAGCUAAGUUGAUGAUAUCUGAAUGUGAGUGCUCUGAAAAGGAGAAACGGAGAAGAAUUGUGGAAAGUUUAAAGGGACCAGCCCUGGAAAUCAUUAAAGCUGUCCGUAUGUCGUGUCCUGAUGCUGAAGCGUUGAAAUAUGUGGAAGCUCUGGAAAGUACUUUUGGAUCUUCUGAGUCUGGAGAAGACUUAUACUUUGCUUUUCGGCUUCUUAGACAGUGUCCUGGUGAGUCACUUUCUGCUUUUCUGAGAAGAAUGGAGAAAUCACUGACUAAAGUCAUCCAAAAAGGGGGACUGACUUCUGCGAAUGCUGAUAAGGCUAGAGUAGAGCAAUUGAUUCGAGGAGCUGUUGAAUCCGACAUGAUGCUAUUGCAGUUGCGAUUAAGGGAGCGGAAAGAAAAUCCACCAACUUUCCUGAGUCUGUUAAAUGAGGUUCGUGAGGCUGAGGAGAUAGAAGCCACUCGACGCAAGAUAACUGCUACUGCAAAGCCCAUACACUUGCAGGAAGAAAGCAUUUGUCCCACUGUUGUACAUGAACUUAAAGCAGAAAUUCAAGAAUUGAGGGCUUAG
Danio rerio (zebrafish) is the source of this 1549-nucleotide messenger RNA. Lineage: Eukaryota; Metazoa; Chordata; Actinopteri; Cypriniformes; Danionidae. The record is from RefSeq and is a predicted model, not a curated record.